ACGUGGCUCACACUUGUAUUCCUCCGUCCCGUGGAUGGCCGGAAUCGCCUGCAGGGGUCGACCAUGGGGUGCUGCUCCGAGGAUUCUGUCAGUGUGUCCAAAAUGGCGCUCGAACUUAAAAGCGGACCCAUGCUAUGGCACAAAAGGCGCCUGUUCGGCAGCAACUGGCGAGACGUGCACUCCGUACUGUACAACGACAGCAGCUUGCUCUGGUACAAGGAUAAGUCUCGGCAGGAGCAGGAGGGGGGUGUCGUGCUGAAGAACGCCCCCGAACUCAUCGCCUUUGGUCCCUACACCUCCCAGGUGCCCGACAGACCUUCCCUUCCGGAGCACUACGAGCCCAAGGAGCUGCUGGCCUUCGGAGUGAGAGGAAAAGAUCUCGUCUACUGGUUCCUCUGCCCAAACGAGGAGGAAGUCCAAAGUUGGAUGACAGCCAUUACAAGCACAGUACGUAUUUUAUUUUUUCUACUUAAUCUUUCGGAUGCGCAGCGCAGUCGUUUUUUAAAAAUAGGGGAAACUUUUCUUCCUCCUCCACCUGGUAUGCCGGAACCUCAGAAAAUAGAUCCGAUGCAAAUGCAAUCUCAGCCUCAAGCUAAUAUGCCACAAAUCCCACCUCAUCCAUCACAAGCUCCGCCUCAACCAGCUCAGGCUCCUCCUUAUUAUCCAUCCCAGCCUCCACAAUACACACCACAGCCAAUGCAAGUUUCGCCUUAUGGUCCUCAACAAGGAAUGCCGACGCGGUACCCCAGCCAACCAACGUACCGUCCUCCACCAUACAUAGGACAUAACACAGUUCAUCCCCAACCAGUUUAUCCAUCAAGUGGUGUAGGAGGAGGAGGUACCACAGUGGUGGUACAAGGAGAUCGACCAGGAUACGGAGGAGGCGGUGGUGGUGGAGAUUUCGCCAUGGGAAUGCUCAUGGGCGGAGCCAUCGGCACAAUGUGGGGUGGUGGGCAUCACCAUCAUUAUGGCGGAUGGGGAGGUGGGUGGGGCAAUGGAUAUCAUGGUCCCUCCCACAACGACACAGACAUCACCGUCAACAAUUACUAUGACAAUGACACGUCAAUCGUCAAUAACAAUCUGGACAUGACAAACAAUGUUGCAAUAGAGCAAGAAGCACCAGAGAUAGCUGGAAACGUUGUCAUGGGGGAUAUGAUAGCAGUAGAAGAUGACUUAGGGGGCGGGGUUUUCGAUGGAGGGGAUUUCGGGGGAGGAGACUAUGAUGGUGGAGAUUUUGGAGGAGGCGAUUUCGGAGGUGGUGAUUUUGGAGAUUUUUGAAAAAAAAAGAAAAAGUCGACAUAUU
Molecule: messenger RNA, 1303 nt
Organism: Uloborus diversus
Lineage: Eukaryota; Metazoa; Arthropoda; Arachnida; Araneae; Uloboridae
Exons: 6
Coding region: 64-1278 (404 amino acids)
Biological process (GO): regulation of cell differentiation
Cellular component (GO): membrane
Source: RefSeq, a predicted model, not a curated record